Molecule: messenger RNA, 1600 nt
Organism: Colletotrichum navitas
Lineage: Eukaryota; Fungi; Ascomycota; Sordariomycetes; Glomerellales; Glomerellaceae
Product: tetratricopeptide
Exons: 4
Coding region: 164-1135 (323 amino acids)
Biological process (GO): protein folding in endoplasmic reticulum
Cellular component (GO): EMC complex
Molecular function (GO): protein binding
Source: RefSeq, a predicted model, not a curated record
CAUAGAUAUCACCAGCCAUCAACGGCUGUUCACUCGCGCAACGAUUAUCACGACGGGCCCAAUCGUACAAAUUGAGACUGCGUGCCGAAUAAGCCCAUACCUUGUACACGCCGCUCGCUAUUCAUCGCCAUCGAAGCCCGCCGUCCUCCCCCGACCUGUGACCAUGGCUCCAUCUCUUGUUCGUCCCCAGGGCCACCUGUCCCCUGCUGAGGCCCUCGAGCUGGCCCAAAAAGCACCGGCGAUUCUGCAAAACUAUCCGAAGGCGUUCUCAUCGUCGCCGCUGCUAUCCUUGUUCUCAGCCACUGAGACCCCCGAAUUGUGGACAAUCUACGAGAACCUCCUCCUUGCCUGCCUCCGGACCGGCGACAGCCCAUCAGCACACCAAUGCCUCGAGAGGCUAACACUCCGCUUCGGAGACGAAAACGAGCGCAUUAUGGCAUUCAAGGGCUUGGUGAAGGAGGCGGAGGCCGACAACGAUGGGGAGCUGGCGCAGGUGCUCAUGGAGUACGAGACUAUCCUCGGGGCCAAUGCGACGAAUAUUCCCGUCGCGAAACGUCGCGUUGCCCUUCUCAAGUCAACUGGCAAGAUACCCGAAGCUAUUGCAGCUCUCAACUCUCUGGUCGACUUCAAUCCCACGGAUGCAGAGUCGUGGGCGGAGCUUGCCGACUUGUACCUUUCGCAAGGUCUCUACUCGCAGGCCAUCUUUGCACUCGAGGAAGUCCUCGUUCUGACCCCGAACGCAUGGAACAUGCACGCACGCCUGGGCGAAGUUCUGUACAUGGCAGCUUCAGCCUCUGAAGGGUCCUCGCAACAGCAACUAGUUGAGUCGGUAAAGAGAUUCAGCCGAAGCAUCGAGCUAUGCGACGACUAUCUUAGGGGUUACUACGGGCUGAAACUGGUCACGAACAAACUGAUCCAGGAGCCUUCAAAGCCAUCGAGGCAAACAGAUUCAGAGGAGUGGGCCCUUCCCGACGUCACCGCGUUACAGAAACUCAAUGAGCUGGCGACACAAAAGUUGGCAGAUAUUGUACGCCGUAACGGAGCACAGGAGAAGCUCUGGCAGGGCUACGACGAGUCAGAAGUGGCAGCGGCACGAGAUUUGCUGUCAAAGGAGUCGGCCGAGCUCGUGAGAUGAGCAAUGGAUUACCCAGAUACGGCGAGCAGCCAACCUCACAUUGACAGGUCUUGUGAUCAAGAGGUCACGUUGAAAAGCCACCAUACCAGCACGCUUCAUGCGAGGCAUUGCCGAGUGGAUCGCCGUUUACCAGGGGUAGCAGGCAAUCAGAACACUCAAGCAACGUCAAGCAGCAAAGAUUUUGUCUGCAACACAUCAUCCCUGUGCCACUAGCCAUACCCAAGUUUCCUUGGCCACUCUGCUGGCCAACUGCGGACAAGUUGUUCAAGCAUACGAGAGCCAAACAGUGGGUAACAUUCAUUUUGGUAUUAUGUUCAGGCGCAAUUUGGCCGUGAACUCUGGUCGAAUGAAGAGGCCGUCUCAUAAUUGGGCUGGAAUGGGAGCCAUGAUACGUCUUUAGUUUUUGUAGAAGUCACGACAGACAUGUUUCAUACGGGGGCAGAGUCCCUGCUAAUGGAGACGAAU